Brassica rapa (field mustard) is the source of this 981-nucleotide messenger RNA. RefSeq lists its product as uncharacterized. Gene Ontology annotation, molecular function: zinc ion binding. Lineage: Eukaryota; Viridiplantae; Streptophyta; Magnoliopsida; Brassicales; Brassicaceae. The record is from RefSeq and is a predicted model, not a curated record.
AUCUCUCGACUCUCGGCGCUCGCGAUCUCUCUUCUCUCUCGAUCUCUCAUCGCCCUCGCGUUCUCCGGUUAUCUUGAUCUCCCCACGGUCCUCUUCUCAACGCACGGCGGUUCUCCUCUCGAUCUCUCGGGGGUUAUCGUGUCGGCGCUUCUCCUCUCCGCGGUUCUCCUCGGCGGUUCGAGUCUCGGCGGUUCGACUCUCGGUGUUUCUCCUCUCCAUCUCUCCACGGUUUCAGUAAAGAUGGGGCGUUACAGCUAUAGCCAACCUUUCCAGUCUGACACUUAUGGUGGGGGUCACUCGGACAGUGACUCCAAUGAAAUCGAAGCUUUGAUUCAAGAAGACCAAGCUCAGUUAGAGUUGGUGAACGCUCAACAGGUUGUCUAUCCUCCACAGCCCGAGACUGAAUUCGGUUUUCCAAAAGCAUGCUACUGUGGGACUCAACCUAAGAUAGCAACGUCUUACAGUAGAGUCGAUCCAGGUCGGAGAUACUACACAUGUUCUAACGUGGACGAUGGAGACUGUCAUGUGUGGAAAUGGUGGGAUGAGGCAGCAAUGGAGGAGAUAAGGGCGACUGAAAGACACACACAACUGUUGGCCGACAAGGUAGAUUCUCUUCUAUCAUUGACUGACUAUGAGACUAAGCAGAAGCUUGUUAGACUAGAGAACAUGGUGUGUGAGUUGGGCAAGAGUUAUGCUAGGUGUAGGUCUGAUUACUUUGUUGCUGUUGCGAUUAUGCUCUUAGGUUUCAUUGGUAUCGUCCUCAUCUUCAUCUAGACUUUGAUGCUCUGUUACGGUUAUGCUCUAUGUUCUUUAGCUAUGUUGAACUCGACCUUCUAAGGUGUAAUGUGUACUAAUGUGUACUUGUCACUCAAUGUUUUUAUGUUUUGAGAUAUUUGUAAUGUUAAAUUUGUACUAUGUGUAUUUGGAUUCCAUGAUGUUGUUUGUCACUUACUGAAAAAUUGGAAAAGCUCGUGACUAUUA